AUGUUAUCAGUAUAUAUACCGCGGUGGACCCAAGUCGCCUUCAGUGUUGAUUGGAACGUCAAGAUGGCGCGGCAAGGCAGAGACAUGUUUAGAAAGCUAGUUGUAGACGUAUUUCUCAUCAGCGCGUUGGGACUAUCCAUAUAUUUGUUGAAUUCUUUGGUGGUGCCAUUUCGAAGAGGCUUUUUCUGUGACGACGAGAGCCUCAUGUUCCCUUAUAAGAACGACACUGUCAGCACUCCGGUGUUGAGAAUUUACGGUUUAGCUCUACCAAUAUUGGCCUUCCUGGUAUGCGAAUGGGUGCUGUUCAGAGGGGAGAAUGAAAAAGUGAAACUCCUCUCGUUCAGUGUUCCAGCUUGGCUGAGAGGCUUCUAUUGUCCACUGGCAUCAUUUUCAUUUGGAGCCUGUUUCAUUGAGCUCACAACGAAUAUCGCAAAAGUCGUAAUUGGAAGACCACGGCCACACUUCUUUGAUCUCUGCAAACCGUCAAUAGACUGUAGUGCUCCUGAGUGGCAGCGGAGGUACAUCGAAUCUCACGAGUACUCCUGCACAGGAGACAGGACCGAGCAUAUGGGAGACAUGCACAUGUCUUUCCUCAGUGGACAUUCGGCUUGGUCUGCUUUCACCAUGUUCUAUUUGGCUUUGUACCUCGAAAAGCGUGUUGUAUGGCGCGGGACUCGCGUCUUACGUCACUCCCUUCAAUUCGUCGCUGUGAUGCUGAGUUGGUUCACGGCCCUAUCUCGUGUGUCUGACUACAAACAUCACUGGAGCGACGUACUCGCUGGCUAUUUCAUGGGCAUGACCUUCGCUGUACUAGUUUGGACAUGGGGUACGGACAUUUUGGAACCAAGACAAAAACACAGGCCAGUGCCGAGCGAACUAGCUUCAAUACAACACCAACAGAUGGCGCUGCCUGCUUGAUUAGAAAUAUUGAAUAUGAUAUAAUUAAGAUGUAUUAGUUUUAAGACCUACUUAGAAAUACGCUAAAUACGAAAAUCUUGAAAACAUAAUUAAGUAGACUUAUUUAUUUAUAAUAAAGGAUCUCAAUAUAAGCAUC
This is a messenger RNA of Danaus plexippus (monarch butterfly), 1054 nucleotides long. Its product is annotated as putative phosphatidate phosphatase. The transcript has 6 exons. NCBI's taxonomy places the organism in Eukaryota, Metazoa, Arthropoda, Insecta, Lepidoptera, Nymphalidae. The record is from RefSeq and is a predicted model, not a curated record. Gene Ontology annotation, molecular function: phosphatidate phosphatase activity. The coding region runs from base 1 to 918 and encodes 305 amino acids. Gene Ontology annotation, biological process: phospholipid metabolic process; signal transduction; phospholipid dephosphorylation.